AUGCAUUUGAAUGGGCGUUCUGAUGACCAAUGGGCAACAUUUUUACGUAACAAAGAUCGAAAUCGUUUAUUACCUUAUCAUAAAAAAGUUAUUCAUAUGUAUCGAAUUUUUAAAUCACUUAUUAAAGCAAUUCAAGAUGCCAAAAAAAGUAUUGCAUCGAAUGAAACAGAAACAUUUUCAAGUGAAGAAGAAAAAAUCUUUAUCAAUCCAGAUGCAGAUAUUGAUCAUAUUAAUUUUGCCAAUGAAGCUGUAUUAAAUGAUAUUAGUGAUCUUUUUUCGUUUUGUAAAGAACAAAUUAACACUCGUUUCAUCAGCGUGCUUAUAUAUAUGUCUUUACGGCAUCUUGGUCAUUCAUGGAGAGACGUCGAGUCAUUUUUAACAUCAAUCGGUGGUAUGACUAUAAAAACAUGUCACAAAUGGACCAAUAUUUUAGUAAACAAAGAUUUUGAUGAAUUCACAAUUG
Messenger RNA from Rotaria sp. Silwood2, 463 nucleotides. NCBI's taxonomy places the organism in Eukaryota, Metazoa, Rotifera, Eurotatoria, Philodinida, Philodinidae. The record is from the annotation of a GenBank genome assembly.